AUGAGCAAACCUCGGAAAACCCCCGUGCCGCUCCCAGGCUCCAAGACGAAAACAUCCAUAACAGCCCCCAGCUCCAAGAAAACGCCUAUACCCGUACCUACAUCCAAGACUCCGAAGAGCAAGACCCAACUAAGCAACGAGCUUGUUAAUGAUAGCGACGACUCUUCAGAUGAGGCCAUAGAACAACUCAACGCGACACAACAGAAGGCGCCAAUCAAUAUCGCAGUGCAUAGACCGAAGGCGAAUGGCGUAGCUAAAUCAUCGCAGGAAGCGAAGACGAAGCAGAAAGAUACCCCAAAGAAAGCGAAGAAGGACGCUCCGGUUUCAAAGAACCCUGCGCCGAAACAAAUAACGAUGGAAGAAGAGGCCGCCUCCAGCAGCUCGGAAGAGAGCAGCGACGAUGCGGAAACAGAUAUAAAGCAAGCGCAGCAGCGGGAGGCGCAAAGGAAGGACGAUAGUGACAGUAGCUCAGAAGAUACGAGUGAUGAAUCGGAGGAAGAGGGAGCUCCAGCAGCACAGCGUACGGAGACUCGACUAGCGCAAUCACAAUCUCAGACCGUUACAUUCCAACAAGCGCGACCUUAUAUUCCCCCGGAAGACUUCAAGGCUGCAUCUACAGAGCGAGCAGCUUCCUCGGCCAAUGCAAACAUAUUCAAGAACCUCAACGGGAAGCAGCUAUGGCACAUCACAGCACCGGAAGAUGUAUCGCUUAAGGACCUCACAAGAUUGGUAAUGGACAAGGCACAGCAUGGCAAGGCUGUACUCGAUUACAAAGGCACAAGCUACGGUUUCUCGCCGGCAGAAGUGGGCACGGGCGAGCGGGAAGUCAUGAUCCCUGUUGCAAAUGGCUACAAAGCAGUACCUACGAAAAUCGUUCAGAGCUUCAACAUGCAGCAGGUCAUCAACCUGCCAAAGUUGACGUCACGACAAGCCGAUCAGAACACCGGUUCGGAAGCCGCCGCAUCAAUAACAGCGUCGACUAUCCGAGCUGUGAAGCCCCAGGUCAAAGGCCUCAAGAUGCGCUUCUUCCCCUCUGGUUUUGAGGACUCUGCACCAACAACAUUAGGUGAUUCGGACGACGAGGACCGCGUGCCAGUGCCUGCUGGCCUAGGUGUACCCGAAGGAUUCGACCCACCAACGAGAAAGGAGAAGAAGCGGAAGCACGAUCAGAAUAACGCAGGCGAGGAUGCGGAAUCGUCUACGAAGAAGCACAAAAAGCAUAGGUCAGCCGAAGAGCAGCAACAGAGAAUUGAAAAGAAGGCCAAGAAGGAGAAGAAGAAGGAGAAGAAGAAGGAGAAGAAGUCGAAGUCCUGA
This is a messenger RNA of Didymosphaeria variabile, 1314 nucleotides long. RefSeq lists its product as uncharacterized. Lineage: Eukaryota; Fungi; Ascomycota; Dothideomycetes; Pleosporales; Didymosphaeriaceae. The record is from RefSeq and is a predicted model, not a curated record. The transcript has 2 exons. Gene Ontology annotation, biological process: transcription by RNA polymerase I. The coding region runs from base 1 to 1314 and encodes 437 amino acids.